Vicia faba (fava bean) is the source of this 471-nucleotide messenger RNA. Lineage: Eukaryota; Viridiplantae; Streptophyta; Magnoliopsida; Fabales; Fabaceae. The record is from the annotation of a GenBank genome assembly.
AUGGUGGAAGGAAUGGAGGAAUUGCCAGGGGCCUUGGGAACCAGUUCAAGUUUUGCUCUUCGGUUGGGACAAACCGUUUUUUCAUCUGCUUCACUUUUUUACAUGUGUUUGGAUGUUGAUUUCUAUGGUUAUUCUGCUUUCUGCUUUUUGGUAAUGGUGAUGGGUUUGGUAAUUUCCUGGAGCACAACACUAUUGAUUGUAGAUGCGUAUUCGAUCUUUAUAAAAAAAGUACCAAAGCAACCAAGAUUCAUUUUUACGAUCACAGUGGGCGACAUGGUUUUGUCAUAUCUGUUAUUAGCUGCAGCAUGUUCAACUGCUAGUGUGACAGAUUUGUUGAAGAGUGCUGAUAAAUCCUAUUGUCCAGAAAAUUUAUGCAGUAGAUACCAAAUAUCUGCUGCUAUGGCCAUCUUGUCUUGGAUUCUUUCAUCAGCUUCUUGUCUCAUUAACUUUUGGAUUUUUCCUUCUCUGUGA